AAAAUAGCGACAUAUGGAGGAAAAUAAAACUGCAAUACAUGAUCUUAAUAAAUUGGAAGUUAAAGAUGUUUGGAAAGAAUUUUAUUGUCCAAAAUAUGUUACCCACCUUUGUCCUAAAACUGACAAAUUAUCAAAAGAAAUAUUAGAUUUCUACGAACAAUUAAAACUGGAUACUAAUCAUAUUCUAGAAAAAUUGGACAAACUCAUAUCUGAUCCUAUAACAAGUGAUAGCAUAGUUCGCAUAUGCAGACUUUUAUAUGAUUAUCGUGACAAAGUAGGAGAUGAUGGCUAUAAAGUUAAAGAUUUACCAUUGGUAAUAAAAGUAUUGAAGUUUUUGGGUGAAAAUGUUAAAACAGUUAAAGAAUAUGAGAUACAUCUUGAUAGAAUGUUAGAGCUUUGUAAUGUACCACCCAUAUUAGAAAAGCCAUCCGAAAGUGUAAUUCAUAUUGAUAUAAUGGAACAAUAUUUUACAUUGCUAGGACAUCUUCUUGUAGUCUUACCUACAAAGCAGCAAACAUUAAGAAUUCAUAAGGCUCUUGAUUCUUUGUUAUUAAAAGAACAAGUAAGAAAUGUUCCUACAAUAAAAGUUGAACAUUGUCGUAAAGCUAUGGAAAACUCUAGGUUACCAUUAACUGUGACUGAAUUGUUGCAAGCUUCUUUUCUAGGAAUGUAUCCAAAAAUUUUAGAACUAGUUUUCUUACUUUCAUCCAUCUCUCAUAAAUGUUGUUAUAGAAUGCUGGAAGCUAAUAUACUCAAUGUUAUAUUUAUAAGAAUGGAUCUUCCUUAUGCAAUUCAAUUACAAUGUACACGGCCUCCUGACUUAUUGUUAGAGGGGGAAGAAUAUAGUGAUGAAACAACUCUUUUGAUAAUGAAUACUCUGUGGAGCUUGAUGAAAUCUAUUACUUCUUCUAAUAAUAUGCCAAGAAAUUUAAAGGAAAAUUUGAAACCAACUCAUUGUGUUUUAUGGGGCCUAUGUUAUGCUUUCAAGCGACAGAUAUGUCAUAGCCAAUAUAGAAAAUUUAGUGCCAAGAUUAGAAAUGAAAUCGCUAUGAUAAUUCUUAUAAUUUCAAUUAGCUUACCUUCUUGGAACCUUGUUAGUAGCGGUAUAGCUGAUGCUGUUAUUAAAUAUUUAAUUGGAAUUGAAUUUGGGUCUACUACAAUAUUUUCAAAAGUGAUAAAAUUUGGUAGAACUACUGAUGAUUUGCAUUUUGAAAAAACUUUAUUAUUAAUUGUUACACAUUUAGCAGAAGUUGAUGCUUGUAUUUUUUUAAUGAUACAGAGAAAACUGAUGCAAACUGUACUUCAAAUUGUUAAUCCAGAUAUUGAGGGAACGAAAGUUACUUGGAGCACAUCUCAAUUUUGGGAUUUAUGGAUUCAUGCUGUAAAUGCUUUAUCUAUAUUGGCACCAAAAAUGCCAGAACAAUUCAUAGAAUAUGAUGGUGCUAUUAGAUUAUGUGUAAUGCUAGAAUGGUGUCUAAAUACAAAAUUUGAUAUCAAAAUAGUAAUGAACUGUAUAAAAACAAUUUGCACAAUUAUUCUGAGUAAUAAUAAAUAUUUAUUAGAAUACUUACGAGAAUAUGGAAUUAUAUCAUCAUUAAUUAAACUUAUUAAGUAUAUUUUGAAAUUUGAAAAACUCAAAGUAAAGGAGCAAAAGGUUUUAACACUGGCAUUAAUAUCAGUUGAAAGACUCAUGAGAAAACAAAAAUUUUACCAUGAUAUAUAUGGAGACUAUAGUAUUACAUUCAUCAUGGAACUAUUAUUUCGUUGUAUUUAUCAGAAAGAUAGUGAAUUCCAACUGGAUCAACGUCUUUUACUAGCAAUAGGCUCGUAUAUUUGGGAAUGCAUAAUAUGGUCUCCUAAAAAUCUUGAAAAAUUUAUUCGAUAUGGUGGAGUGUAUGUUAUUCUUGAUCUCAUUGAAAUUGUUCCAUAUUGUCCUCGUUGCUUAUUUCUUGCCGUUUUUACCGAUAUGUGCGAUAAUUUCUUUUGUGGGCCAUUUUUAUGUACAUGGAGGGCUACUGAUAAAAGAACAGGGUUAAUGUCUUUACUAGCAAAAAUAUGGAGAGAAGAAGAAAUACGGAUUGAAGUUAAAAGAAAUGUGGAUGGCACUGUAAAAGACGUGAAAUUACCCCAAAUGAGUAAGAAGCAGUGGUUAAAUACUUACUGCAUAAAAUUAGCUAGAGAUAAUAGCCCAGCAAUAAUUGACAUGAUUGGUUCAGUUAGAUCAAAAAUAUUUAGUAUUUGCAAAAUAAUUGAAAGAGAUAAUGAAAAUUAUGAAAUGGCCAAGGAACAUUAUAAAAAAUUACAUGCUAAUCUUUCAAUGGAAGAUAGAAUUACGAUAUCUACCAUAGAAUUAUAUUUUACAUUGAAAUUAGGUCAAGUAUGGAUAGAAGUUGCUAAAUAUUUUGAGCAAGUUGGCAUUACUCCUCUUGGUAUGGAUGGUCAAGCACUUUUCUUGAUGACUCAACGUUAUCUUUUGUGGGGUAAAAUGACAAAAGAGAGACAAGCCAGAAUAAUACAAUCUAUAGAAAAAGAGGAAGACAUAGAAGAAAAAGACGAAUAUGCAAGGAUCCGUAAUUCUAAGCUUAUUUUAGCAUUAGAUGCAUUUGAUGAAAUAGAUUAUAUGUAUAGAACGACAGAUAGAUCAUAUAGGAUAAAGAAAAAGUAUGAACAAUUACGACAAAUUAAUUUAGCUUUAAAGUUCCCAUCUAUCUCAGAUGAUUCGCAUUGUCAUAGGACAUUCCAAGAUAAAAUAAUGGUUACGGCUAUAUUUAAUCAACAUCAAACAGUAAGCAGCGGUUUGACAACAGAUCCAUGUUUAAGUCAAAUGAAAUUGGGGAAAAUUGUCCCUAUUUCUCCUUGUGAUUCCUACAUUUCUGAUAUAACAUAUGAUACUGAAUUACUUCCAUCUUCUUUAUCAAGUACCUGUCUCUCUAACAUAGAAAAGUUCUUAGAAAAUUAAUAAUUCCUAAUAAUUAAGAUGAUAAAUUAAAAGUUUUAUUUAGUAAAUGCCAAAUUUUAUUUGAAUAAACUCCAUUAUUAUCAUCUUUGGAGACUAUAGAGAUCUUUAUUGCCGGCAUGAAUAAUAUAAAUAUGAUUUUUCCCCUUUUUUGAAACAUUUUGAUAAUAAUUCAAAUACAAUUUUAAAAUUGAUCUUUCCACUUUUAUCGAAUAAGAGAAAUUGAGGUAAAAUAGUUGUAUGUUUUAUUAUUUCCUUUUAAUCACCAAUAUUGAAUCUUUUAUCGGUGUUAUAAAAGAAAACCUUAUUUAACAAAAGUUUUAACAAAUCAAUAAAAAAUCGAAAGUUUCUCCAAU
Messenger RNA from Bombus pyrosoma, 3312 nucleotides. RefSeq names its product cilia- and flagella-associated protein 69-like. Bases 14 to 2959 code for a protein of 981 amino acids. Gene Ontology annotation, biological process: positive regulation of flagellated sperm motility. The transcript has 11 exons. Gene Ontology annotation, cellular component: sperm midpiece; non-motile cilium. The record is from RefSeq and is a predicted model, not a curated record. Lineage: Eukaryota; Metazoa; Arthropoda; Insecta; Hymenoptera; Apidae.